Molecule: messenger RNA, 306 nt
Organism: Amoebophrya sp. A25
Lineage: Eukaryota; Dinophyceae; Syndiniales; Amoebophryaceae
Source: the annotation of a GenBank genome assembly
AUGCGCUCAACGUUGGUAUCGCCGAAGUAUUUGAUGACCCCCUUUCGCGAAUCCUUUCUAGAAUAUGUGGGCUGCUUUUCGAAUAGGCAGAAGGGUACCACGACCAGAUUCGCGAGGACAUCAACCCUCGCGUGCAGCUUAUUCCGGAGGGUCUUUUCCCAGACAGCGUUAGCAAAUUUCUGUCGGCACCUGACCCCGCGACGACGUUCUUCACAACAGCGGGAGUGGAUCAAAGAAGGGAAACAGGAGCGGCAAAAGGCAGGAAAGAGAGUGUUGCAAAAAGCAACGGUACUCAGCGCAAGUUAG